This is a messenger RNA of Leguminivora glycinivorella, 1293 nucleotides long. RefSeq names its product trypsin 3A1-like. The transcript is spliced from 8 exons. Bases 49 to 1242 code for a protein of 397 amino acids. The record is from RefSeq and is a predicted model, not a curated record. Lineage: Eukaryota; Metazoa; Arthropoda; Insecta; Lepidoptera; Tortricidae. Gene Ontology annotation, biological process: proteolysis. Gene Ontology annotation, molecular function: serine-type endopeptidase activity.
CCCAAUAAGUAUUACAAUAGGCGUGAUUCCGAAGGAAGACGUUGUGCAAUGAUGAGAAUAUGUGGCCUAUUUUGUCUAGUAUACCUUUUUGGGACAAUAGAUGGCUCUAAGCAUAGAAUAAGGUCAUCUAACCAAAUGACGGCCGCGGUCCCAGUCGAUCUACGUCGGCAUCCAAGAACUGAUGAUGGCUCACAACGUCCAUCACCUGACGCUCAACGCCAGCCGGACUUGAAGAGUCCCCAACUUGAUCUGAAGCUUCACAAGUCAGACUCUAAGCGGCAGCAGACGGACUUACAGCGUUACCAGAACAUGUUAGAACGAGAACACCCACGCAACAAUACCCGCCGUCGCCCCCACAAGGAGAAGGAUAUCGCCCGCAUCCGCAACAACCACGACGUGCAAUACUCAGUGAACAGCCAGUUCGUUCGCAGCGGCAACCUUACCGACACCAUCAACUACCCUUAUAUGGCCGCUGUCAUGAUUAAUGGGAGACUGUGGUGCGCUGGCGCGAUUGUGGAUGUCGGUUGGGUGCUGACGGCGGCCCAUUGUCUUAACUAUGUGUUGUCAGUGCUCUCCGUGAAACAGCUGAACCGCUACGUGAAAGUCCGCGUCGGCAGCAUCAAGCCGCACGAGGGAGGGGAGUUGGUGGAAGUCACUGGCGCCGUGAGGCAUCCCAAGUUUGAGGAAGAGCCGGUACCCCAUUAUGACAUCGCGUUGUUGAAGCUGCAGGAUAACCUUGAAUUCUCGAAGUACAUAAACCUGAUUCGAAUCUACGACGGGACGCGCGAGCCGUUCGCGCAGAGUUUCGUCAACGUGGCAGGAUGGGGGGCUAACACAGGUUCAGAAACAGCGUUCCGCGAGCAUACAUCGAACAUGCUCGUGGCUCGGCUGAAGGUCCGCACGCGCCAUUACUGCGAGGACGCCUACCAGCUGGUCAGCGGGUUCCAGUUCGGUGAAGACAUGUUUUGUGCGUCGCUGAGGAACGGGACUAGGGACGCUUGUCUGUUUGAUGCCGGAGCUCCAGCAGUGCAACACAAUGCUCUGAUGGGCAUCAUGAGCUUCGGGCCUGAGCGCUGUGGCGGCAUGCAGCCCGCGGUCUUCAUCAAAGCCUUAUUCUUCAGGGACUUCGUGAAACACACGAUAGUAAGCUACAAGACGACAAGCGAAAUAAUCGAGGCCAUGAAAGAAGCGGAGAGCGCCCCGCGCCCGCCCAUGAUGGAAAUAUAUACGCCAAGCAAAUAGCGGAUCAUUUGGCAGUAUAUGUACGAAGUAAUAAAGUUCAGUUUACUAUUG